CUACGCCUACACUCUUUCUCUCUCUUUCUCUCUUUCUCUGUCCCUUGCGGCACCUCCCCCCACCCUGCUCUCUGCUGCCCCCCGCAGGCCUCCAGAGACCUGGUCUGCUUCCUCCAGUUGGACCACGUCAACGUCUACUACGGCCAGGACUACCGCAGCAAGUACAAGGCCCCCACCGACUACUGCCUGGCUCUCAAGCACCCUCAGAUCCAGAAGAAGUCCCAGUACAUCAAGUACCUGUGCUGCGAUGAUGUCAGGACUCUGCACCAAUGGGUGAACGGCAUUCGUAUCGCCAAGUACGGCAAGCAGCUGUACGUGAACUACCAGGAGGCCAUGAAGCGGACGGAGGCGGCGUACGAUUGGUCCUCCCUUUCCACCUCCUCCAUGCGGUCGGGCUCCAGCUCUGCCAGCAUACCCGCUGACACUCAGUCCAACCACUCGGGCCAAUCAGACAGCGGCGUGGACACAGGCUCCGCCCACGGCCGCUCCCAGAGUGUGGUCAGCUCCAUCUUCUCCGAGGCCUGGAAGAGGGGCACUCAGAUGGAGGAGAGCACUAAGAUGCGGAUGGACUCGACCAGGGGCGGCACCCUGCCCCAUCGCCACCACAGCCAACACUCAGUGGACCAGCCGGCCCCCGCCCCCGCCUCCCCGCAGCCCCCCGGCCUGCCUCCGGGCCCCCAGCAGCUCAACGGCCAGCUGCCUCCCCCGGACUCGCCCCAUCUGCAGCAGCAGCAGCAUCAACCCCCAACCCCACCCCCAUCCCAGCAGCAUCAAACCCCACCCCCAACCCAGCAGCAGCAGCAGCAGCAGCCACCACCCAAUCUGCAGCAGCAGCAUCAACCAAAGCCCCAACCGCCGCAACAACAUCAACCGCCACCGCAACAGCAUCAACCGCCGCCGCAGCAGCAUCUGCGGCAGGAUCAGCCGCCACCACAGCUGCAGCAGAAUCAUCAUCAACCACAACAACAACAUCUGCAGCAGCAGCAACCACAUCUGCAGCAGCAGCAACCACCACAACAUCUGCAGCAGCAGCAACCACCACAACAUCUGCAGCAACAGCAACCACCACAACAUCUGCAGCAACAGCAACCACCACAACAUCUGCAGCAGCAGCAACCACAACAUCUGCAGCAGCAUCCACCGCAACAUCUGCAGCAGCAACCACCACAACAUCUGCAGCAGCAACAACCACAACAUCUGCAGCCGCAGCAUCAUCCAACACCACAGCAGCUGCAGCAAAGGCUGCAUCAACAGCAGCAGCAACAGCUGCAGCAGCAGCUUCACCAGCAGCUGCAGCUGGCGCAGCAGCAACAGCUGCAGAAGCAGCAGCAGCAGCAGCAGCAGCAGCAGCAGCAGCAGCUGCAGCAGCAGCAGCAGCAGCAGGUGGAGCAGCAGCUCCACCAGCAGCUGCAGCUGGCGCAGCAGCAACAGCUGCAGAAGCAGCAGCAGCAGCUGCAGCAGCAGCAGGUGGAGCAGCAGGUGGAGCCGCAGGUGGAGCCCCCCCAGCCGCAGACGGAGCAGCAGCAGUGGCAGCAGUGGCAGCAGCAGCAGCAGCUGGAGGAGCACCAGCGGCUGCUGCAGCAGGCGCAGGCGCGCAGCUACGCCGGCGGUGCCGGCACCGGCACCGCCGCCGCCGCCGCCGCCCCGCCACCGCCGCCGCCCCCUCCCCCUCCCCCGCCGCCGCCCCUGCCCCCCGUGCAGGCGGUGUCGCACCAGUCCAAGGCGCCGCUCAUGUACAAGUUCAGCACCAUCACCCGCCUGCAGAACCGCAACAACGCCGCCGCCGCCGGGAAGACGGCCAAUCACCUGCCUCCCCUGACCCAGCCGGCGCCGGCGCCGCCCCCUCCCCCGGCCAAUCACGUCGCGGCGGCGGCGGGGAACAACCCCCCGCCCCCUCCUCCCCCCCCGCCCCCCCCUCCCUGCCUGCCGGCCCCCGGCUCGGCCAUGGCGACGCUGAAGCCGGGCCCCUCCAGCCCCACGGGGGCGGCCUCCGCCUUCCCCCCGCCCCCCCCUCCCCCUCCUCCCCCUCCCCCUCCCCCCCCGGGCCCCGGGCCGCCCCCCCCCUCCUCCUCCUCCUCCUCCUACGGGGGGGGCCUCAAGCAGGCCCUGAAGGAGCGCUUCCCCAGCCCGCCGCGGGACCUCCUGUCGCUGGAGGAGUCCCUCCCCCCGGCGCCGGCCCCGCCCCCUCCUCCCCCUCCCCCGCCGCCGCCCCCCCCCUCCCCCUCCCCCGCCGCCCGCCCAGCAGCACCUCGGCGGCUUCCCGGCCCCGCCCCCCCUCCGCUUCCCCGCCCCUCCCCCCCCCGCCCCCCCCAAGGGCCCCAAGGCCUACGGCCCCGGCGGGUUCCUCCCCCCGCCGCCCGCCACGGCCCACAAGCCCGUCUCCCCCGUCUCCCCCUUCCCCCCGCCCCCCUCGGCCCUGGACGCCCCGGCCCCUCCCCCUCCGCCUCCCCCCCCUCCUCCCCCGCCCCCCCCCCCUCCUCGGCCCUGAGGAAGCAGUUCAGCCUGCAGGCGGCCCACCUCCCCCCCGACAACCGGCCCCCCACCCUCCCCAAGCAGCACAGCCUCUCCAAGCCCCCCCCCUCCUCCUCCUCCUCCUCUUCCUCCUCCUCCUCUUCCUCCUCGGUCAGGCAGCUCGCCAGCCAGUUCCCCGGCUCCUCCCACUCCUCCUCCUCCUCUUCUUCCCUGACGGCCAAUCAUGCGGAGAGCCUCAAGGCCCCGCCCCUCUCCCCGCCGGCGGUGAAGGCCAAGCCAAGAUGGCAGCCGGGCGGCGGCGGCGGCGGCGGCGGCGGCGGCGGCCAUGAGUUCCCCCCUCCCCCUCCCCCCGAGAGCGCGCCGUCCGCGUUCCCCGCCCCUCAUCCUCCCCCUCCUCCCCCCCCUCCUGGACCCCCCGCCUGCCCCGCCUCCGGCCCCGCCCCGCCCCCGCCCCCGCUCCCGCCGGGGGCCGCUGGCUCCUCCCCCUUCGGGAAGAAGGCUCCGCCCACGCCGCAGAGGAACUCGAGCGUGACGGCCGAGUCGUGCGACGCCUACCAGGAGUCCCGGAGGAACCUGCUGCGCAAGUUCAACGGCUCCGCCUCCUCCUCCUCCUCCUCCACCCCCUCUCCCGCCUCCUCCUCCUCCUCCACCCGGUCCCCCUCCUCCUCCUCCUCCUCCACCCGGUCCCCCUCCAAGGACCCCCCCGCCGGCCCCCCGGCCCCCCCCAAGCCGGGGAAGCUCAACCUGUCUCACCUCCAGAGCAGGGCGGGGCCGACCCGGCAGACGGGCGGCGCCGACUUCCCCUCGCCGCCGCACGACUACGGCUGCUUCCCCCCGCCCCCUCCGCCCUCCGGCGACCUGUUCCCGCCCCCUCCCCCCCCGCCCCCGCCGCCCCCCCCGCCCGGCGGGCCGCCCCGGGUGGCGGUGGUCAACCCCCAGCCCCAGGCCCCGCCCUGCCCGCCCCCUCCCGUGCCCCCGCCGGCCCACAGCGCCCCCUGGGGCAAGGCCUCGCUGCGGAAGACCCCGCCCCCCACGCUGGGGCGCCGCGGCAACGCCACGCCCGAGCCCGGGGCCGCGCCCGCCCCGCUGUCGCCCGGCGCCAACCCGCCGCCGCCGACGUCGCCAAAGGGCGGGAACUUCCUGGACGACCUGCACCGCACGCUGAAGCGCAAGUCGACGGGCCGCCAGGGCUCGCUGUCGUCGGGGCCCGGGGCCCGCCUCUCGGGCAAGAUGGACGCCGCGGCGGGGGGGGAGGGCGCGGCCGACGACAUGGCGCUCCCGCCGCCGCCGCCCGAGCUGCUGUCGGACGGCGGCAAGAACGGGAACGGGGGCGGGGCUAACGGCGGCGGCGGCUACCUGUCGGGGAACAUCUCAGGCUAUGCAACGCUGAGGCGGGGGCCGGCGCCUACGCCGCCCAAGAGAGGGGACGCCACCAAGCUCACGGGAGAGUGUUGAGACGCUUACAGAGGGAAGCGGGGACGGACGGACGCACGGACGCACGGACUGAAGACGGCCGGACUGAGGGACAGGGCGACAAACAGGGGAGACCUGAAACUUCCAUCCUGUCAUCGUUUUGGGAUUGUGUGCGUGUGUGUGUGCGUGUGUAUGUGUGUGUGUGUGUGUGUGUGUACUAAGCCAAACCACGAUCGUACGUUUAAGUUUCGCAGGUCAUUUCAUUUGUUUGACUCUGAUUGGACUGUUUUUUUUUAAUAAAAGAAGAAGAAAGUUCCGGACAAACGGACAGAUGGAAAAAAACACGUCCCGCGUGCGACAAACCGCUUCCCCGUGUGCUGGAGUUUUCCGAUCAGAUUCAAACGAGAACUUUGUCUUGAAUGUGGACUUGCCGAUAUGGUCGUUGGUGUGCUUUUGUCUCCGAUCCCGGACUGAGCCAAUCCCCGCUCCAUCCCGCGUUUUGAACACAGAAAAACCCGGAUUUGAAUCCGCUGGAAUGCUGCAUGGACCAGCUGUAUGAAACACGCUAACUUUAAGCUCUUCUGUCUGUGCGUUGUCCCAGAGAGAGUGAGAGCGAGAGAGAGAGAGAGAGAGAGAGAGAGAGAGAGAGAGAGACUGUGUGUGUGUGUGUGUGUGUGUGUGUGUGUGUGUGUGUGUGUGUGUGUGUGUGUGUGUGUGUGUGUGUGUGUGUGUGUGUGUGUGUGUGCCUGUCUGCCUGUGUGCCUGUGUGUGUGCGCGCGCGUGUGUCCCCGUUUUUUCCUGUGUAAUGUUAGCCAAACGUCUCCGUGGAGAAGGGGUUGAAUUUGCUUCUUUUUUUUGCUUUUCUAUGAAUUUAUUUAAUUUGAUCAAUGAGAAAGAUCUCGUUUUCUUUUAUAUAAUCAUGUCUUUAGAUAGAGUGUAACAAUGGAAGGAUGGAGAGAGAGGGGGGGGGGGGGGGGAUGUUUGGGUGUUAAAGAAUGUACUGAGAGGUGGACUUUUGUACAUUGACUGUCUCUCUACCACGUGGCAAUGCAAAAUCGGAAGGAAGCCUUAUAUUUGUGAAGAAACUGCCAUUUCGACGCAACAUAAAAAACAAAUCAAGUUUCUUCCACCGUCUCAGCAGAGUCUGGACUCUGGAAACCGGAAAGAAGAAGGAGGAAAAAUACGAAGAAGAAACUCUGAAAAGAAGACAAGUGCUUUGUUUUACUUAAUUUAAUGCAAACAUGAAGUGUAGCUUACUAUGGACUUUUAAAUGUGGCUGGGUAGGGCAGGAGGGGCUGUUUAAGUAGUGUGUGUGAGAGGGGGGGUAUGUGUGUGUGUGUGGGUUGGUCGAUGUCGAGACUCGCAUGCGUUGGGGGGUUUGUAUUGUACAGUUCCAGCUGCUGCUCUCUUCCAAUUGGCCAAUGACCGGAAGUAGACUGUACAUGCUACACACCCUACAACACUCGCGCACAUACAGACGCACACACGCACACACGCAGAAGUCACGUUCUCCCGGGACAGGAGUCCGAUAGAAGAUGAAGAAUACAGACGUUAAUAGAAAUAACAACAGCUCGAAGGGUUUGGAGCUGUUGAUUUAGAGUGUGUGCCGACAUUGAAGACGUUUAUCAGUUGAAUCUCUUCAUAUCCUAUAUUUCCAUGGUGCCAUAGAGUCUUUUAAACACGCGAUUUGACUAAACGUGACGGCGUGGGGUUUCUGGGCUCUAUCGAUGUUUUCCCUUCCGACCAAUGCCUUGUUCCCGCACAUUUCAGACGACAUUAAAACGUUUAGGUAAAUACUGUUAUAUCAACGCCGAUUCAGGCAUUGAUUGAAAACGACCAUGGAGAGUGUUGGAAACCUAUCUUCAAAAACUGGUGUGACGCCCGCUUUGUGUAGGGGGCCACUUCGACGCCAUCGUUUAGGAUGAAACACAUGCAUACGGUUAUAAUCUGCUUGGUUUGAAGGAGGAUAUUUAAUGGAGGGAGUUGGAAUACGAUGGACCACUGUGCUAGACCUCGCUCUACAUGCUACCCCGUCGUCGCGAUUCUUCCCUCCGUGCAUACUUUGCCCUCCUCCGGCGGCUUGUAUAUCUUUUUCAUAUAACUUGAAUAUCAUUGUCAUGUACAGGUGCGUUGGCGACAGUACAGUAUGUAAGUUAUUGAUGUGCUGAGGCGGGAUUAGAGGGCCCUAGUUAAAGCGGAUAAGUGUGUGGAGAUUUGCAAAGAUUGCUAUAAACGUGUCCUCUUGCAUAUAAACUGCAGAAAUCACAAAUAUAAAUGUUCCAACAAGA
Molecule: messenger RNA, 6173 nt
Organism: Gadus macrocephalus (Pacific cod)
Lineage: Eukaryota; Metazoa; Chordata; Actinopteri; Gadiformes; Gadidae
Gene: raph1b
Product: Ras association (RalGDS/AF-6) and pleckstrin homology domains 1b
Cellular component (GO): cytosol; plasma membrane
Source: RefSeq, a predicted model, not a curated record